Cavenderia fasciculata is the source of this 1899-nucleotide messenger RNA. RefSeq lists its product as uncharacterized. Bases 1 to 1899 code for a protein of 632 amino acids. The record is from RefSeq and is a predicted model, not a curated record. Gene Ontology annotation, molecular function: protein binding. The transcript has 5 exons. NCBI's taxonomy places the organism in Eukaryota, Evosea, Eumycetozoa, Acytosteliales, Cavenderiaceae.
AUGACUAUUACGACGACAUUUCAUUCUAUCUUUAGAGCUCAAUACAUUAGACAAUUGAUAUUCGAUCAUGUAGGUGAUAUAUCAAAUCUAUUGUACCCAAAAGAAUAUAAAAGUAGUAUAUAUGAAAGUGAUGAUGAUGACGAUGAAAGUGGUAGAUAUGAUGGUAGCCAACGAUCAUUAAAAGGAAGAAAUAUCAUCAGGUUACCUCUUUUUGGAAUGAUAUCAAAGUUUGCGAUGCCUUGGGGGUUUGUUUGUCAUUAUCUACCUAAAGAUGACGACGAUCAGAAAUUACUACCCAAAAGAAGAAAAAGAUUAGUCACUCAAUAUUGUCAUCAUCCCAAUGCAACAUUGGAUACACUCGAGCGUCUAUUGAAAUGGUCUAGAGAUGACAUUGAUUGGGUGUACUUGAAAGGAAAUAAAAAGAGUAUAACCAAUCAAGAGAUAUUGGAAUAUCUAAUCAAGAGAUGUCAAGUUGAUAGAGACAAGGAUGACAUUUUCAUUAUUGGUGCAAUAAAGGUAGCAUGUCAAUACGGGUAUCUUUCAUCAGUCAAGUUGAUGCAAAGUGCUGUAAAGAGCAAUCCCAAAGCAAUUGUUUUUGCCUCUAGUAACGGAUUCAUUGACAUUGUAAAGUAUUUACACGAGAAUGGAGCUGAAGGUGGAGAUUACAUUAUAAAGGCAAUGGAUGAAGCAGCAAGACAUGGUCAUUUGGAGAUUGUAAAGUUUCUUCAUUUUAAUAGAACUGAAGGUUGUUCAACAAAAGCUUUGGAUGGUGCAGCAAAGAAUGGUCAUUUAGAGAUUGUUCAAUUCUUAGAUGAACAUCGCCAUGAAGGAUGUACUCAAGCUGCAGUGUAUAUGGCAUCUGGAAAAGGACACUUGGAUGUAGUAAAGUACCUUUGUAAGCAUCGUGGUGAGCGUGUAUCAAAGAGAGCUAUGAAUGAUGCAGCUGGAAACGGGCACAUUGAUGUAGUGAGGUAUCUGCAUAAGCACAGAACUGAAGGUGCAACAACCAAUGCUAUGAAUCAAGCAGCUGGAAAUGGUCAUAUUGAAAUUGUAAAGUUCCUUUCAGAGUGUCGUAGUGAAGGAGCAACAACCGAUGCUAUGGAUUCGGCAGCUGAACGUGGCCACAUUGACAUUGUAAAGUACCUUCAUUUCAAUCGUAGUGAAGGUGCAACAACCGAUGCUAUGGAUUGGGCUGCUAAUAAUGGAUUCAUUGACAUUGUAAAGUUUCUACAUUUCAAUAGAACCGAAGGUGCAACUGCCGAUGCUAUGGAUUGGGCAGCCUCAAAUAACGACAUUGAAAUGAUAAAGUUCCUUCAUGAGCAUCGCGAUGAAGGUGCAACAACCAAUGCUAUGGAUGAGGCAGCUAGUGAGGGCCACAUUGAAGUGGUAAAGUAUCUUCAUGAGCAUCGUAGUGAAGGUGCAACAACCAAUGCUAUCGAUGAGGCUGCUCAAAAUGGUCACAUUGAAAUUCUACGAUUCCUUUCCGAGCAUCGUACUGAAUAUGGAACAACAGAUGCUAUGGGUUAUGCAACUCGAAAUGGUCACUUUGAAAUUGUUAAAUAUUUACAUUUUAAUGGCUGUAAAGGAUGGACUACUAUUUAUAAAACUUGUAGGAAAAGCCCUAUUCAGUAUGCCUGUGAAGGAGGAUAUCUGGAAAUAGUAUCAUUUCUACUCAAUGUCAGAAAGGAGAAAUGUGAUGAAAAACUACUACAAACUGCAUCAACCAAAGGACACUAUGAUAUUGUCAAGUUGAUACUCCCACAAUUUGUUGGUACCACUGGAAUAGAAUCAAUUAAAAGUGUCAUAAAUCAAAUGAAAGAAAUACAAGACCAUUUUGAAAUCACUCAACUACUCGAGAAUCAUUUAAAACAAAUAACAAACUUCAAAAAGAUAAAUUAA